UGUUGAAUUACAACUUGCUGUCACAUUAAAUCGGCUAGAUACAAAAUCUACUCUUUGGACAAUUGCAACAUUAUUUAGAUUUUUUUGGCCUUCUGGAAAUUAUAAAAAAGAAGUUAAUACUGGAUUUAAACAAAUUCAAGGAUUUCUAAUGAAUGUUUAUAUAUCACGUAAACAAAAAUAUGGUAUUCAUUUGCAAGGAAUUGUAGAUCAUCAAGGUCUUUUUAUUUCAUAUAAAAUUGGAUGGCCUGCAUCAGUUCAUGAUGCAAAAGUUUUCACAAAUUCAGAAAUUUUUAAAAAUUAUAAAAAUUAUUUUAAAGAAGAAAAUUAUUUGCUAGCUGAUUCAGCAUAUCCUUUACUUCUAUGGAUUAUGAUACCAUUUAAAGAUCUACAAGGCUCACAAGCUCAACAAAAAACUUAUAAUACAGCACAUAGUAAAACAAGAGUAGUUGUAGAACAAGCUUUUGGCCGCUUAAAGGCUCGAUUUCCUUUUUUAAAAGAAAUGAGAGCAAAGGAUACAAAAAAAGCAACUAAUAUUAUUGAUAUGGCAAUAAUUUUAUAUAAUUUU
Molecule: messenger RNA, 565 nt
Organism: Dentiscutata erythropus
Lineage: Eukaryota; Fungi; Glomeromycota; Glomeromycetes; Diversisporales; Gigasporaceae
Source: the annotation of a GenBank genome assembly